AUGUCGAUGUCGUGCCUGCUGCCACAGUUCAAGUGCUCGCCAGACACUUUUGCUGUUAACUUCAAGUUGCAGAGCCAUUCUUCUGCGCACUUCUCAAGAAAGAGAGAUGCCGUCAAUUUCCAGGCACAAUGUAUCUUAUCUGUUGCAUCAGCUCCAACACUGACUUCAUCAACUACACUGCUAGAGCUUGAGGAGCUUCAGUUAUCGCCAUUUGAAGCUAUUCCGAAUUCUGUACCUGCUGAUAGACCAUGGGCAGCAGAAACUUCAGCAUCAAAAGAUGUGAUACUUGACUUGGAGAAGUUGUCUUCUUUAGAUACUCAUCGAAUUAAUAUUGCUGCAAACAACCCAUUACCAUUUACUGGAUCAAUUGGACCACUUUCUGAGGUAAGUCUUGGAGCAAAUUUUAAUCGGGAGACUAUUCUUACAAGUGAAGAGGCCAUCAUCAAUGCUGCUGCAUCCGAAGCCCUUGCUUUAGCUAAGGCUGCUCUAAGGGUAGCAAAAGAUGCAGCAAUGAUGGUCGGACACCGUAAAUCAAUAAAGUCUGAUAGUGCCAAAUUAGAAACUUUACCUGAAGUAGUUACAACAAUGAUUGGCAAUAAUCAUUUCUCAGAAAGAGUAAAUUUCGGAGAAUCCAAAGUUACCGAAAUAGGGUUAGGGGAAAAUUAUUCGGCCUCUCAACCUAUUGAAGGAUCUGAUUAUGUGGACCCUAGUGCAGAGGAACUUGAAUUUCUUGAGGCACAACUCGCCAAGAGCAUAGCUGUUAGGUCAACUCGCCAAAAAGAGAGAAAGGCCAGAAGAAGUCGGGUGGACAGUAAGUCGGCCGCCAACACUGUGCCCAUGAAAUCUGGUUCGUUGAGCCGGAAGAAGCGCUCUUCUGUGCAGGAAGUGAAUUAUUCAGAUCCCCUGCGUUACUUGAGAGGGAUCGCGAGCAAUUCUAAGCUGCUUACUGCUUCUGAAGAGCAGGUGUUGUCAGAAGGCAUUCAGGUUCUACUAAAUUUGGAAAGACUUCGUGAGGAGUUCUCACAGCGUUGUGGUGGUGAGCCUACUUUUACCCAAUGGGCUGCUGCUGCUGGUGUUGAUCAGAAAACUUUGAGGCAGCAAAUAAAGUACGGUGUACAUUGUAAGGAUAAAAUGGUAAAGAGCAACAUACGUCUAGUUAUUUCCAUUGCAAAACAUUAUCAGCGAGUUGGAUUGAGUCUUCAAGAUUUGGUUCAGGAAGGAUGUCGAGGCCUUGUCAGAGGUGCAGAGAAAUUUGAUGCGUCAAAAGGUUUCAAAUUCUCUACCUAUGCUCACUGGUGGAUAAGGCAAGCGAUACGGAAAUCCCUCUCUGAUCAGUCAAGGACAAAUAGACUACCCCACCACAUAGUCGAGGCAAGUUAUAAAGUGAGAGAAGCAAGAAAGAAACUGUACAGCGAAAAAGGUAGACUACCAGAUGACGAAGAAGUUGCUGAGGCCACGGGGCUUUCCGUGAAACGGUUAUCAGAAACAAUUGAAUACACCCAGCUGAGCUGA
Molecule: messenger RNA, 1512 nt
Organism: Striga hermonthica
Lineage: Eukaryota; Viridiplantae; Streptophyta; Magnoliopsida; Lamiales; Orobanchaceae
Source: the annotation of a GenBank genome assembly